Molecule: messenger RNA, 1635 nt
Organism: Chiloscyllium plagiosum (whitespotted bambooshark)
Lineage: Eukaryota; Metazoa; Chordata; Chondrichthyes; Orectolobiformes; Hemiscylliidae
Gene: pou4f3
Product: POU class 4 homeobox 3
Biological process (GO): regulation of transcription by RNA polymerase II
Molecular function (GO): RNA polymerase II cis-regulatory region sequence-specific DNA binding; DNA-binding transcription factor activity, RNA polymerase II-specific
Source: RefSeq, a predicted model, not a curated record
UUGCACCUGCUUUUGCUCCGCUGUUGUUUCAAAAAUAACGUUGUAACAUAUGAUGGCCUGGCUUGUUAACGGUGAAAAUGAUGAGGGAGUGACCACAUGCGAGGGGGAGGGUCACAGUGGAGGCUUGUGAAUGAAGGCGUCUCUGUGCAGGUGAUUGCCGGGCAGGUUGGCUUCCUCGGGCUAAUUUCCUGCUUUUGUUUUAUCUCUAGCUGGGCAGUAGGACGCCUGCGCGCUGCUGACAGUUGUUCCUGGUAAGAUGAGUAAGGAGCAGGUGGGGGAAGAGGCUGUGCCAUUGAAAGAGCUGACAGGGGCCAGGCACCAGGCAGCGACGUCUAGGUCAGGCUUCACCUAGCUGCCUGAGGUGUGCGGGAUCAUGAUGGCCAUGAACAGCAAGCAGCACUUGGGCAUGCCCCCUCUCCUCCAGGAGGCCAAGUACCCGAGCCUGCACUCCAGCUCCGAGGCCAUGAGGAGAGUUUGCCUCCCAACGCCGCCGCUCCAGGGCAAUAUAUUCGGUGGCUUUGAUGACAGCCUGUUAGCCCGCGCUGAAGCUCUGGCGGCUGUCGAUGUGAUCCCUCACAGUAAGAGUCACCCGCACUUCAAGCCGGACCUCAGUUACCACACCAUGAGCAGCGUGCCGUGCAGUUCCACCUCCUCGACGCUGGCCAUCUCCCCUCCGCCCGGCCUGACCUCCCAUCACGUUCACCCGGCUCACCAGCUGCUAGAGACCGACUUGCUGGAUAUCUCGCCCAGCCUGACCGGCUUGGGGGGCGCUGACCCGUCAGCGGUGCUGUCCGUGCCUGGCCACCUCAAUGGCAUGGGGCACCUCCACCCGGCUAUGCCCAUGGCUCACCCUCACUCGUUCUCCGGCCACGCCGGCGUGCCGUGCCUCAAUGAGGCGGAGGCUGACCCCCGGGAGCUGGAAGCUUUCGCCGAGAGGUUCAAGCAGAGGAGGAUCAAGCUGGGGGUGACCCAAGCCGAUGUCGGGGCGGCUCUGGCCAACCUGAAGAUCCCGGGAGUGGGCUCCCUGAGCCAGAGCACCAUCUGCAGGUUCGAGUCUCUCACUCUGUCCCACAACAACAUGAUCGCCCUGAAGCCGGUGCUGCAGACCUGGCUGGAGGAAGCCGAGAGCGUUUACCGGGAGAAAGCCAGCAAGCCCGAGGUCUUCAGCGCCGGAGACAGGAAACGCAAGCGGACCUCGAUCGCCGCGCCCGAGAAGCGCUCGCUGGAAGCUUACUUCGCCAUCCAGCCCCGGCCGUCCUCCGAAAAGAUCGCGGCGAUCGCCGAGAAACUGGACCUGAAGAAAAACGUGGUCAGGGUCUGGUUUUGCAAUCAGAGACAGAAACAGAAGCGGAUGAAAUAUUCCGCCAAUCACUGACGGACCGUCAACGGCAAACCAGAGAAUGGGCGAGAACAAAAAAACGAAAUUAAGAAACAAUACAGGGAUUUCCAGUGUCUUCGCUAAGGACCUAAGCCAUGGACUUUUACACCCAAGUAACUUCCUCCGCUCCUGUCACCACAGACUCCGAGAACGGUCCAGUGUCUGAUCUCUAACGGAGGAAGGACGGUUCUUGUGUCUAACCGGGCGCAGCCUGUCGAUUUGAGAGUUUGCUUUUGCACAUUGUGACUGACACCUUC